UCUUCUUCAUUCCGACUAAAGUUUGGGUUUCAGAUUACCGGCGAAAUCGUAACACCGGUUGUAUUUCUCGUCGGAGCAUCUCAUUAGGGUUUCUCUCAGGGUCAAUCUCGCCGGAUAAUUUGACAAAUUUCCAUCUUUCUUCGCCGUGUUAGCUUCAAACAUGCCGCCUCCAGAAAUCUCGAAAAGGGUUCUCGACGCGAAGCUUGAAGCUUGCAAAUUCGCGUUUUCGAAGCUAAGUGCGGUUAAAACUACGAGAAUGAAGAGCUAUAAGCAGUUGCGUACUCUGCUUUUGAUGAAGGAGAUAUGUCGUCGUGGGGCUGAUCGUGACUUUUUGAAGGAUCCAGAGAACAGUGUAACCCGAAUUCUGUGCUCGGUUCUGAAACAAGUGGUCAGUAACUGCGACCGUUCUCUUAAGUCUCUUCAUGGGUUUCACUAUGACAACUUGGAUUAUGAAGAGAGACAGCAGGUUACAAGGAUGAUAACUGGCAUGCGGGGCAUGGCUAGCAGGAAAUAUGAACCGGAAACCAUUGAUCGUCUCGAUGACAUGACUGAUCCUAUAGAGAUGGAGAUUUAUUUGGGAAAUGGAGAGGAUUCUGUCGGUGGGGAAUUCGGUGACAUUGCCUUAGAGCCGAUCUCAUGGCCUAUAGAGUCACAAAUAACUCCGGAAUGGGUUGAAACUUUGAUGGGUUCAUUGAACCACUUUACGUGGAAGAACUCGGUUUCUGAGUUCCCCUUGAUCCUGCCCCAUUCUGUGGCUCUUGCUCUGGUGGACUGUGCUUCGCAAAUUUUAGACAAAGAACCCAACUGUGUCAAAAUCAACUGCUGCCAUGAAAAUUCUAGAGUUGUCGUGGUCGGUGAUCUCUCUGGUCAUUUACAUGAUCUCCUCAAAAUCUUUGAUCAAUCAGGAAGGCCUUCAGAAAACCAUUGGUUCGUGUUCAGUGGUAACUACAUCGGUAGAGGUUCUUGGAGCCUAGAAGUGUUCUUGGUUCUCUUGGCCUGGAAGAUUCUGAUGCCUGAGAGAGUGAUUCUCCUUCGUGGAAGCUCCGAAACAAGAGUAUCUGCAGAAGAGCUCGAUUUCUUGAAAGAAACAUGUGAUAGAUUUGCUGAGAACGGUUCAGUUCUGUACUCGAGAUGCAUAGAUUGCUUCAAAACGUUGCCCUUGGCCUCAGUGAUAUCAGACAGUGUGUACAUAACACAUGGAGGACUCUUUCGCAGUUCUCAGGUCGUACAAGAUAGCGAGAACCCGUCUUUGUUGCUGGGCUCUUUGGAGGAAUUGAAUCAGGUCGAGAGGAGACAUGCUGGUGAGAGUGAUGAAGAGAAUUCGGUUAUCGACCAUGUUUUAUGGUCAUGUCCAUGGAUGGCUGAUGGCCUCAGUGAAAGUAACUACAAGGGCCUUCUUUGGGGACCUGACUGCACCGAGACUUUUCUAAAGCAGGCAAACUUAAAGGUUAUUAUAAGAUCACACGAAGGUCCGGAUGCAAGAUCAGAUCGCGAAGACAUGGGAAACAUGUUAAGUGGGUACUCCAUAGAUCAUGAAGUAGAAUCUGGAAAGCUGUGCACCGUUUUCAGUGCUUCAAUGUUCUCGCAGGGUUCAAGAAACUACGACAAUGAGGGGGCAUAUGUUGUUCUUGAGCCUCCAGAUUUCACAGAGCCCAGAUUUGUUUCUUACACUGUGGAAAACGUCCCGAGGUUACAAGAGCAGAUGACAACGGAUGGUUCUUCGCUACAACAACAGCCGAUGUGGAAAACGAGCACGGGGGACGGUUUUGCAGCGAUAGGGAUAUCUAACCCGCCUUCUUGGGCUGUCCCUUUGCCAAGUGACCCGAAUCAGAUCCUUCAACUACGAGAGCCGCCUCAUGUUUUCGAAGGGUUCCCUCUUCCAGACGGCAUAGAGGAGCCUCACAGGUCGAAUUACGAGUACUUGUUCAGACUUGUCAAUGCAUUGAAACACGAGGUUCAAACUAGGGAUGAUCGGGAGAGAGAUCUGGUGGAUCAAUUGAAGAAGACGAAAGCCACUUUGGAGGUUAUAAGCAAGAUGUCAUCUGCUUUGUGAGAAAGUUCAAGAAAACACUUUAUGAAGACAUUGUUGCUUCAUAUGCUCAAGCUUCAUACAGUUUUGCUUUUUUUAUUUUAUUUUAUAUUAUUUAAUUUAAUAUGGUCUUGUUCACUAUGAAUUUCUGCUAAAUGUAUAAACUAUUCAUUAAUUUUUUGUUA
Molecule: messenger RNA, 2214 nt
Organism: Tarenaya hassleriana
Lineage: Eukaryota; Viridiplantae; Streptophyta; Magnoliopsida; Brassicales; Cleomaceae
Product: serine/threonine-protein phosphatase 7 inactive homolog
Exons: 11
Coding region: 161-2053 (630 amino acids)
Cellular component (GO): nucleus; cytosol
Molecular function (GO): protein serine/threonine phosphatase activity
Source: RefSeq, a predicted model, not a curated record